Racocetra persica is the source of this 380-nucleotide messenger RNA. The record is from the annotation of a GenBank genome assembly. NCBI's taxonomy places the organism in Eukaryota, Fungi, Glomeromycota, Glomeromycetes, Diversisporales, Gigasporaceae.
UGAUACAAUAUUUUGAUUGGAGUAUAUUACCAAAUAAUUAUCAACAGAUGACACAAUUAUAUCGUAUGGCAUUGUAUUAUAAAAAAAUAUUAGAAAGAGUUCCCGCGAAUCCACAAAUAACUUAUCAAUAUACUCAAAAUAUAUUAAUAACCAAUGAGAUUAAACUAUAUAAAAAAGAAGAAGAUAUAAUAGUAAAAAGAUUAAAUUAUGCUAGAUGGAUGUUUCAACAAAUACAUGGUUCUUUUCUUGCGACUACAACAAUUAAUGAUGCAAAAAAUUUAUAUGACAGAUGGAACAAAUGGAUUAAAAAUAAUGUAGUGUCAGGAACAGAUUUACUACCUGGUAUUCCAAAUGCGAUUGCUAGAGCUCGUAGAAAAUGA